AUGGCGUGUAAUGUCGAAACUAUUCCUGCGAUCGUAACGGUGGCGUGCCUGCUCGGUGCUGCAGCGGCUCAACAGGACUACCAGCAGGAGUAUCGACAGGAGUACCGGCCAGCACCGCAGCGGAUCGGUACCGGUGCUUCCGAGGUGAAGCCUACGCCGGUUCCGAUUCUCAAGCAAAUCAACAGGCACAACGAAGAUGGUUCCUACACGUAUGGUUACGAAGGAGCGGAUGGAUCUUUCAAAAUUGAAACCAAACUUGCAACCGGAGAAGUCAAGGGAAAGUACGGUUACGUUGAUGAAAGUGGAAAGGUGAAAGUGGUAGAGUACGGUGCCAACAAAUAUGGUUUUCAACCAUCCGGAGAAGGCAUUACCGUUCCACCACCAACGCUAGUCGAUGAAACAACCGGAAAGGAUGCACUCGUUGAUUACGAAGAAAAUAUUCCCGCUCCUCGACCACAGAAACCUCGUCCGUCCAAACCACGGUACCAGGAAGUAGUGCCGCAGCCUCGUCCGCAGCCGCAGCCACAGUUCUACGACUACGAAGACGAACAGCAGCAACCGCGAGCAAAUCCACAGCCCCAAUAUCACCAGCAAGCUCAGUAUGUGCAGACCUCAAAUUUUGGUCCAGCUGCCGGUCCCGCCACCCUGCCCCAGCGGGCUCACAUCCCGAAUGCAGUUCCCGUCGACGUAGUUUACUCGCCAAAGCAGCGACCAGCUCGUCCUGAACCUGAAUACGAUACCCGCCCGCAAACCUUCCCCAGUGCACCGGCUCCGCAGCCGAAGAUCCGCUAUUCUGCACCGGCUUUCGCGGCCGCCGGUCCUGCACCGCUUCCAAAAUCAAACUUCGGCUUUGCACCGGCAGAACCUGCUUUCGCGCCUCAACCGCGACCGUCGCCCGCUGCCUACCAACCCAGACCCGCGCAAGGCCGUAGCACCAGCGUUCUGGACCAACUAGCCAAGGAUUACGCACUGCCCCAGGGAGGAGCGGCCCCGCUGCACGAUAUCUCCUUCGGAUACUACUGAACG
Sabethes cyaneus is the source of this 1026-nucleotide messenger RNA. It is a transcript of the gene Cpr97Ea, whose product is annotated as tyrosine-protein phosphatase non-receptor type 23. The record is from RefSeq and is a predicted model, not a curated record. The transcript has 5 exons. The coding region runs from base 1 to 1023 and encodes 340 amino acids. NCBI's taxonomy places the organism in Eukaryota, Metazoa, Arthropoda, Insecta, Diptera, Culicidae. Gene Ontology annotation, molecular function: structural constituent of chitin-based larval cuticle. Gene Ontology annotation, cellular component: chitin-based extracellular matrix.